Messenger RNA from Diabrotica virgifera virgifera (western corn rootworm), 6139 nucleotides. RefSeq lists its product as uncharacterized. The coding region runs from base 299 to 1393 and encodes 364 amino acids. The transcript is spliced from 6 exons. The record is from RefSeq and is a predicted model, not a curated record. Lineage: Eukaryota; Metazoa; Arthropoda; Insecta; Coleoptera; Chrysomelidae.
AUUUAGUAUACACUCAACACGCGAACGUAAAUAACAUAGUGCGGCAUGUGAGAAGAAGAAACCAGUAUUUAUCAAAAUUAAGGUGACUUUCUUGCGCGUUUUUGAAUUUUAAACUGGACUUUGAUAAAUUACCAUAGGUAGCUGUUUCGUUAGUUCGGAGUAAAAUCAAUACGAUUAAUCAAUCAAGUCAAUACGAUUCAUAAAACCGGGUUAAUAAGUAGAAACUGUUUGGAAUAUCCAGGUUUACGAUAAACCAACAUUUUAUCGCAAAUUGAAGCUGGUUUAAGAUACAGACAGAAUGCGGCGAAUAAUCAUAUUGCUACUGAUAUUAUGCAGUGCUAAAUGCCAAGAAAGUGCCCAAUAUCUUCAAAAUGCUGUAAGAGAUCUGAGAAGACUGAACUAUAGGCAAACUUUAAGAAGGGCAGACACAUUAUUGGCCAAAAAAUCAGUUCAAGACACUCCAAUGCCAAUAUUACCUUCCGAUAUUCCCAGAACGGAACAUAUUGAAAGAAGAGCACAGCACGGACCACCAGAGGUAGUGCCAACUUUGGGAUUAACCAAAGGGGAACUAGCAGCUCUCUACGAGAAUGCAAUAGCAAAGGGUGAAACAUUGAAGUUGGAUACUGGAGAAAAUAGUUAUAUACAUGCAGCAGUGCACGAACUGGACGGCAACGAUGCAUAUCCACCUCAUCACGAUGAAGUUAAUCAUGUAGAUCACUUACCUGCGGAAGACUCUAAAAAUGAAGAUGGAUAUUACUAUUACUAUUACCCAAUCAAGAGUUUUAUUGAUCAUAUUUCUGGUUCCACUUCUGUACACGAAACUAAAAAGCCAUGGACACCUGCUUGGACAACAACUCACUCUCCGCCUUAUCAGUACCAUUCACACCAUCAUGAGGUUACAAUUAGAAAAGAAAGAGAUAAAAUGGAGGAAAAGAAUAAAAAAGGUUUAUUGGAACCGAUAUUCAUGGCUGUUAGUGGCUUUGUCGGGAUGGCAGUUAUGUUUGUUAUUUCCAUGAUCAUUAUACCGAAGCUUGGAUCUAAGCCAAAGAAGUCAUUAUUCUUUAAGAAUCCCAAGGAUAUUGAUAUGGACGAGUUAGCAAGACUAGCACUUAACGCGAUAGACAGAAAAGACUGCAGAGACCGAUUUGCUUGCGAGUUGGUGAAAAUAACCGUUGGAAGAAAUUUCAAUUUCGAAGACAACCGGUUUGUAAAGUUAUUAAAACGAAUAGCACCCGGUGCGUUUGGCCAAAUAGAUAGGAUAGGAAGGUACGGUGAUAGACAAUUACAGUGUACGCUCAUCCCUUGCACAAGAAAUAUGAAUAUAAAAAUCCAAAAAGUCAUCACAAAGAAACCUCCUACGAAAAAGAAGAAUGUUGCUCAAAAGAAACACUAGAUGCCACCAAAGCUGUAGAAUUUAGAAAUAAGUAUUUAUUAUUGUAUUUAUUUAUUUAUUUUAUUUAUUGUAUUAGUCUUAAGUUUCAUAAAUCAACAUUAAGAAUGCAGACUAUUGCAUUUAGUGUAACGGGGAACUUUAUUCGGUAUUAAUGCACUGAGAUACUAGGACAUCCUAGUACAAUCCUGUACAAUUAUGAGUAGUUUCAAUGGCAGCUAAUCUGGAAAGCUCAACGUAGAUGGCGCUAGUGUAGUUGGAGGUCACGUCAACUCUGCAAAUCUAUAUAUUUCUAAGAAAGAUUGCAUUUAUUUCGCUUUGUGAAAUUAAUUUUAGAAAAUAAGAUGCCUCAGUGUUGUCAUGUACCUUUGUGCUCAUCUAGACUAGAACAUCAGGACAAAGGUUUCCCAAAGACAAUCUGAUGAGAAAAAAGUGGAUUGUAGUAAUAAGAGAUAAAUAUGUGCCGACAACAAAUGCACGUAUCUGCAAUAAACAUUUUGUUGAAACAGAUUACGUAUUGCCCCUGAAUUCGACUGCAAAAACAUAAAUAGGUACUAUUUAUUUGUCUUUUAUUUUUUUUACAUUAUACAUAUUAAGAUUAUCUAAAUUGUUUAUAAAUGGUAUUUUUCAGCAAAGGCUGGAACCAUAUAUUUGUCAAAAAACUCUUUGGCUUUCGGGAUUAUUUAAUUAUGAAUUAAAUCAUUAUUUCUACUUAUAUAAAUAAAUCUCAUAUCUUUUGUUGUCCAGAUGACAAAAUCACAGAACUCACGACUAGUGACUAACAUCUGAGUUUGUAUCUACUUGAUAAUAGCAAUAAUAGUAAUUUGAAUUAGAUUUCAAACAUAACUAUUCAUUUUUCAUUUCUAAGUAUGGUAAACUGUCCGAAGUAAUCACUGAAUUUGUUAUUGACUAGGAACACUUAACUUCUAGCAUAUGUAGUUACUGAUCCCACAAGUCCUUCAGGAGAAGCAGCUCAAGGGAUGGUCCAAUGAAAUGAAAAGUCCACAAAUAAUGACAUGGUUAGUAUUUGCCUCCUCGUAGGCACGGAUAGCCAUUUUUCAUAUUUCUUACCCCAACCUGUUGCGCUAGAGCUUAAAGAUUUUGGUUCAAUAGUAAAUUUACAAAAGAUUUUAUAUUUUUCCUAUCUGUCAUGUGAAUAACUUUUUUCCAGUAAUUCUCGCAUUUCUUCUCAAUUCGCUUUUCAACUCAAAAUCAGUUUAAGAUCCGUAUUUUCUGCCAUAAUUUAUUAAAUCGCAAUAGUCUAAAUAAAAAUACCAUAUAAGCUUAAAGAACUGUCAAAAUGUGUUGACCCCCAACUACACUAGCGCUGUCAAGCGGGAGCAACGGCGUACAUAGCUGCCAUUUUCAAUGGAUAUUUUAAGGUGGGUCCAGACAUGCUCCGAAUGCCGUAUCGAACUUCGUCGCGAACAUCAAAGCGAUCAACAGAGGUUCGCGACGUUGUUGCACGGGUUCUUGAAAUAAACAUCGAACCGAACUUCGUUCUGUACUUCCUAGCAAAUAUUUUGACGUUCCAUCAGUAAUUGCUUUAAAACUGUAUCUGAAAGAUGGACGUUGCAGCAGCAGCAAAUAUAUUAUGCAUUAUUAUACACUUAUUUAUGCCCCAGAUUUGACUACCCAAAAAAAAUAAAAAUCUGUGUACUGACAGUUAAAUGUCGAUGGCCAACUGCUCUCCACGAGCCGUUAAUAAACGCUAUGAAUUCCACGAUUUUAUUGGUUAGAACUACCCACGUGAUAUCUGUGUUCGUAUUAGUCAGAGAAUUAAGCAAUAAAGACAAAUGACAAUCAGCUGUUAGACAGACAUCAUUAUGUGAUGGAAUUUUUAUUUUGAUGUAAAUAAAUAUUAUUACUGAUAAUUUGUAUAAGCAAAAUUAUUGUACUGCAACUACAGUGACUCACAGCCUCAAUUCUGAAAUAAUACAUUCGCUACUCAAUAAAACUAUAGUAUUUUUACUACAAAAACGUUAUUACGUAGGUCAAAAUUUUUGACGUAAGAGAACUGUCAAAACAUUAGAAUGUGACUUUUCAUUAUUGCCGUGUUUAUAAUAAACAUAGCAAUAAUGAAAAGUCACAUUCUAAUGUUUUGACAGUUCUCUUACGUCAAAAAUUUUGACCUACGUAAUAACGUUUUUGUAGUAAAAAUACUAUAGCUUGUGAUACAGUCGCUACUCAAUAUUAGAAAAAAAUUACAUACUGAAAGCAAGUUACUAGCAAAAGUAAGUCCUCUAAAAUAGCAUAAGCUAUGUUUUGGGUUUCAAAUAUACCAUACUUAAAUAACAAUAAUACUUUAAUUAUUUUGUGUAUGAUUUUGAUAUCAGCUAAAAUGAUGUAAACUUUUAAAGGAGAAUAUAAAUAAAGAAUCCCUCUAAUUGUUUCAGGGUUACAUCUUUCUCCAAACUGUCUUUCCGCCUCAUCUCUCAAUUUUGCUGCACUUUUUUGCGAUUAUUUGCUAUUUCUCUGACAAUACAUCUUAGCUAUUAGGACUUUGGAGACGGCUGCUCUGAAAAGUUCGUUUGAUGUACAUCUGUACCAUUCUCUCAGGUUGCACAGCCACGAUAUUCUGCGUCUCCCUAUGCUUCUCUUUCCUUGAAUCUUUCCCUGCAUAAUGAGUUGGAGCAAGUUGUUUUGGCCCAUACAUGGUAACAUUUUUCAUACGAAUUUCUAGUUACAUACAACCUAUCUUUUCAUGUCGUAAGGCCAAACCCAGUUAUACCAGGAAAUUGGCUCAGGCCAUAGCAUUAUUCUCUACAUAUAAAAACUUAAGAAAGUGUGUCCUUUUAGGUCACCCAACAGAUCGAACACAACAAGCCAUGUGUAUCUUUUUCGGUACACAGCGUUGAGGACAGUGUAUAUCUAAAAGGAUACACUGGCGCUGAGGGUGUUAUUUAUUGCAUAUUUGAAACCCAAAACAUAGCUUAUGCUAUUUUAGAAGACUCAUACUAACUUACCUACUUUCAGUAUGUAAGAUUUUUCUAAUAAAUAUUGAGCCACUUACACAAGCUAGCUUCAUUGAGUAGUGACUACAUCAUUUAAGCUGUGUUUCAUUGAUCACUCCCUGCUUUGCUUUCUUCAGCGUGCACACUGAUUUUUGUACAGCAGCUUUUGUGGCCUAUAGUUACUCUUGUUUGUUUUCUACAUUUUUCCUAAUCAGGACUUGAUUUCUUUUUGGUUUGUUAUUGUCUCCCUUCUACAAUAAAGAGAGAGUUUGGGGCUUAUUAUUCGUUAAAGUGUUGGAAUGCUUGUGGGUUUUGAUAUAUGUACCUACUACCACAACUCUCAAUACAAAAUCUGAUCAAACUAAAUUGAUAGUGUGACCACUAGAUUUUUAUAAUUUGAACAAACUGCAGUUUGUUUGUGCAGUUUCAUGCAAACUCAGGAAGUGACGUCACUUCCUGAGUUUGCUCAAACUGUUUGAUCAAAUUAUUUGAUAGUGAAACCAAGACUUUAAGGAUUUAAGUAACAUCAAUGUAAUUUGCAAUAAAAAAGAUUAUGAAGAUUUGACAAUGCUUGUAAAUAAAUACAUACACCCGAUUUAGAUAAUUUAAGUGACAGCAAUGUUUAGAUUGUUUUGUCAAAUAUACUUACAUGCAACAAAAAAUUUAAUCAAAAUUUGCAUAAAAAAAAUUAAAAAAAAAUGCUUAUUGUAGUAUGCGUUAUGAUGGACAGUUUGACACGUCUAAGAUAAUUUGUAAACAAAUGUGGGUUGGACGGUUGUUGCAAAACACCAUCCAUAUACUUGCGGAUUUUCUUACUAUCCAUCAUCGUUGAAAAAGUGUUUUCAUACAAAAUAUUACUUCUCUAGUUCCAAUGCAUCUCCUAAACCCAAACUGCUUUUAACUAAUAAUUUCCUAUACCUACUUAUAUUUUAAUCCUGUUUAGAAGGAAUAUUUUAACGGUAUGGCACAUCAAACUAAUAGUCUAUAAUCGCUACAUUUCUUGACAUUUGGUUUCUUAGGGAGAGGGAUAAAGAUCGAUAACCAGUCUAAUGUAACUGUGUCUAACCAGUCUAAUUACAGUGAGAUCUUUUGUAUUGUCAUUUGAGAGUAAUUCCUGCCAUUCACUGUAAUUGGUCUACUGGCUUUAUUGUUUUUGGAUUGGUGUACGGUGUUUUCCACUUCAGUGUUUACGAUCGAUUGUCCUGUAUUUAAGUUAGAUAAUGAUUCUCUAUCUUCCUUUUUAAUAGAAUAAGACUUGUAUCUAUAACUAUUUGGUUUCACUGAUGUUUCUUCCUAAUUAAAUUAUGCUUUCGCUUAUACUCUGAAUUUCGAUCAUUUCGAUGACAUAUUUCAUGUGUCAUUCAAGCUUGUUUUUAUAUGCAGAGUCACUGUUGCAAUUUGCGUCCCUAUAUUGAUGACACACACCACUCUUUAUGCUUUCUUCACACUUUUCUUCGACUGUUAGUACAUUGUAUACCUACUAUUGUGUGACAAAUAGUGUAAAAAAUAUUUAUUCUGUUUAUCCAAAAAUAAUUUGAAAAAAAUAUACAAUACUUAAAAUUGUUUACAUUGUAUUAUUGUCAAUUUAGUUCUAAUCAAGAAAAUAAGUACCUAAUAUGAUUUUCUUAGGAAAAUGUUACUGUAUGCAGUUGUGUACCUCAUGCAUUAAAUAUCUCCAGUUCCCUUAGUUAGAUAAUUAUAUCAUGGUUGGAUGAAAUUGUAAUACACUUUUAUAAACUUGUCGCUGAACUGUAUUAGGUCUAUUCUUGAAUAAAUAUGGUUGCCAUUUCUAAAA